AUGUAGUUUUUGCGCUAAACUCUUACAAAUUCAACAAUCUUAUACAAUCCUCAAAUAAUUCAAACAUCAGUAGCAGUAAUAGUGAACAAUGACGAAAUACUAUUGAUUAAACGUAAAGUAAAUGCAAGAGAUCCUCAUUCAGGUUAGAUUGCAUUUCCUGGUGGAAAAGUUGAAAAGGAUGAAAAUACAUUUUAGGCUGCUAUAAGAGAGACUUUUGAGGAAAUAGGAGUGAAUUUGAAUGAAAGUCAUCAUUUGGGAAGAAUAGAUAAAAAUUAUCAAGCAUAUUAUAUAAAGAAUAAGAAUUUAAAGAUAGCAACUCAUAUAUUUUAAUUAGAUGGAUAAGUAGAAUGUACUAUAAAUGAGAAUGAAGUUGAUAGAGUAAUGAGAUUACCAUUGAAUUAGAUUAGUUUAGAAUAUAUGGAUAUCAAAAAGUAUAAAAAUAAAUCAGUACAUGUAUUUGCUCGUACUGUUGAGAGAUAAAAAUAUUUAUCUGAUAUUGUAAUGUAGGGAUUCUAAUAUUAAUAAUUUCCUUAUUAUAAAUUAGAAAAAUAAGUAUUUUAUGGAUUAAGUUGGCUUGUAUUAUGUGAUGUUUUAUAGAAAUUGAAAUUACAUUAAGAUGUUGUUGAUUAUACUUUUUAGAAUUACCAUUAUGGAUUUGAAAAUAAUGUUAGAAAAGAAUAAUUCUUUGAUGAAUGGUUUAAAAAGAAGAGAUUAAAUUAGUUUAUAUUUAAUUGA
This is a messenger RNA of Paramecium pentaurelia, 735 nucleotides long. The record is from the annotation of a GenBank genome assembly. NCBI's taxonomy places the organism in Eukaryota, Ciliophora, Oligohymenophorea, Peniculida, Parameciidae.